AUGCUUCCAUUAACUGGGAAAACAGUCAUUUUUGAUAACUUCCCUGAUCCUUCUGAUACAUGGGAAAUUACUGAAACAAUCGGCAAAGGAACUUAUGGGAAAGUUUUCAAAGCACUAAAUAAGAAAAAUGGCCAAAAAGCAGCCGUCAAAAUUCUGGAUCCGAUUCACGAUAUUGAUGAAGAGAUUGAAGUAGAGUAUAACAUCUUAAAAUCACUUUCUGACCACCCUAAUGUUGUCAAAUUCUACGGGAUGUACUUUAAGAAGGAUAAGUUAAAUGGAGAUAAGCUGUGGUUGGUUCUCGAGUUGUGCAGUGGAGGAUCGGUGACUGAUCUUGUUAAAGGAUUUCUGAAGAAAGGCAAAAGAAUGAGUGAGCCCAUAAUUGCCUAUAUUUUGCAUGAAGCACUUAAGGGACUUCAACACUUACAUAGCAACAAAACUAUUCACCGUGAUGUGAAAGGAAACAACAUCCUGUUGACCACAGAAGGGGGAGUUAAACUGGUUGAUUUUGGUGUAUCUGCCCAGCUCACCAGCACCUGGCAUUGUCGAAAUACUUCUGUAGGAACACCGUUCUGGAUGGCUCCUGAGGUGAUUGCAUGUGAGCAGCAACUGGAUACCACUUAUGAUGCCAGAUGUGACACGUGGUCUCUGGGGAUCACAGCUAUUGAGCUGGGGGAUGGAGACCCUCCACUAGCUGACCUACAUCCCAUGAGAGCUCUCUUCAAAAUACCAAGAAAUCCUCCCCCCAAACUAAGACAGCCUGAAAUAUGGUCUGCAGAAUUCAAUGACUUCAUUAGCAGGUGCCUGACUAAGGAUUAUGAAAAGCGGCCAACUGUGUCAGAACUUUUGCAGCAUAAAUUUAUUACUCAGGUUGAUGAAAAGAAUAUGAUGUUGCAAAAACAACUCAUGGAAUUCAUUAACCUUCAUCAAUAUGUGGGAGGCACAGAAAAAGCCAGACAUGAACGCCUUCACACCAAGAAAGGUAUCUUCAACAGGUCUUUAAUUUCCAGUCUAAAGGAUGUAGAUGAUUUAGCAACUUUAGAAAUUUUAGAUGAGAAUACAGUCUCAGAUCAACUUGAAAAAUGCUAUUCCAGAGAUCAGAUUUAUAUCUAUGCUGGAGAUAUUCUCAUUGCUCUGAAUCCUUUUCAGACUCUGGGUCUUUAUUCUACAGAGCAUUCCAAACUUUACAUUGGAGCGAAAAGAACUGCCAAUCCUCCUCACAUUUUUGCAGUUGCCGACCUAGGAUACCAGUCUAUGGUAACAUAUAAUUCAGACCAGUGUAUUGUUAUUUCUGGUGAGAGUGGAGCUGGAAAGACAGAAAGUGCCCAUCUUUUAGUUCAGCAGCUGACAGUACUAGGAAAGGCUAAUAACAAAACCCUGCAAGAGAAGAUAUUACAGGUGAACAACUUGGUGGAAGCUUUUGGCAAUGCCUGCACUAUUAUAAAUGACAAUUCCAGCCGAUUCGGAAAAUACUUAGAAAUGAAAUUCACCUCCUCGGGAUCUGUAGUGAGUGCUCAGAUUUAUGAAUACCUUCUAGAGAAAUCCCGAGUUAUCCACCAAGCUAUGGGAGAAAAAAAUUUUCAUAUAUUUUACUACAUCUAUGCUGGCUUGGCUGAAAAGAAGAAACUAGCUCAUUACAAAUUAACAGAAAAUAAGCCUCCCAGGUAUCUACAAAAUGGCCACCUCAGAACAAUACAGGACAUAAUAAAUAAUAGUUUCUAUAAAUCCCAGUAUGAUUUAGUUGAGCAAUGUUUCAAAAUCAUAGGUUUUACAAUGGAGCAACUUGGAAGUGUAUACAGUGUCCUGGCCGCCAUACUGAACGUUGGAAAUAUUGAAUUUUAUUCUGUGGUGACUGAACACCAGACUGACAAGAGUCACAUUUCCAAUCACACAGCUCUAGAGAACUCUGCUUCUUUGCUUUGCAUCCAGGCAGAUGAGCUACAGGAAGCUCUCACAUCCCACUGUGUGGUCACUAGAGGAGAAACAAUUAUACGGCCCAAUACUGUAGAAAAAGCUACUGAUGUCAGAGACGCAAUGGCCAAAACUUUAUACGGACGUCUCUUUAGUUGGAUAGUCAACUGCAUUAACAGCCUUUUAAAAUAUAACACAUCACCAAGUGAGAAUGGUGAUGAACUGAGUAUUGGCAUUCUGGAUAUAUUUGGCUUUGAAAAUUUCAAAAAAAAUUCCUUUGAGCAGUUGUUCAUUAACAUUGCAAAUGAACAAAUUCAAUAUUACUUCAAUCAACAUGUGUUUGCCUGGGAACAGAAUGAAUACCUACAUGAAGAUGUUGAUGCUAGAGUUAUUGAAUACGAAGAUAACCGACCCCUCUUAGAUAUAUUUCUGCAGAAGCCAAUGGGUUUGCUCUCCCUACUUGAUGAAGAAAGUAGGUUUCCCAAAGCCACAGACCAGACUCUCGUAGAAAAAUUUGAAGGCAAUCUGAAAUCACAGUACUUCUGGAGGCCCAAAAGUUUUGGAAUUAGUUUUGGAAUUCAUCAUUAUGCAGGAAAGGUCCUCUAUAAUGCAAGUGGGUUUUUGGCUAAAAAUAGAGACACUCUUCCAACUGAUAUCGUGCUACUUUUGAGAUCAUCAGAAAACAGUGUGAUUCGGCAGCUCGUCAACCAGCCACUCUCCAAAACAGGUAAUCUGCCACAUUCUAAAACUAAAAAUAUAAUAAACUAUCAAAUGAAGACUUCAGAAAAAUCCACCAAUACCACAAAGGCUGAAACUGGAGAAGCCAUAUCUCAUGCCAGAGAGACAACUAACAUGAAAACACAAACAGCUGCCUCCUAUUUUAGAUACUCCUUGAUGGAUUUGUUAUCUAAAAUGGCAGUGGGCCAGCCUCAUUUCGUUCGUUGCAUCAAGCCAAAUAAUGAACGUCAGGCAAGAAAAUAUGAUAGAGGAAAAGUUCUGCUACAGCUUCGCUACACGGGGAUUUUGGAAACAGCAAGAAUUCGAAGGCUGGGAUACUCACAUCGCAUACUUUUUGCAAACUUUAUAAAGCGCUACCAGGUUCUCUGCUACAAGUGGAAUGAAGAACCCCCAGUGAGCGCAAACACCUGUGCUGCCAUUUUGGAAAAAGCUGGUCUCAGUAAUUGGGCUCUUGGGAAAACAAAAGUUUUCCUAAAGUACUAUCAUGUGGAACAAUUAAAUUUAAUGCGGAAGGAAGCCUUUGACAAGCUUAUUUUUAUCCAAGCUUGUAUCAGAGGAUUCUUGGGGUCAAGAAGAUACCAAAAAAUACAGGCAAAAAGAAGAAAAAGUGCAAUACUAAUACAGUCAGCUGCAAGAGGACAUCUGGUCAGGAAACAGCAGAAAGAAAUUGUGAACAUGAGAAACACAACUGUCACAACAAUUCAGACUCAUGAUCAAGAAUUUGACUAUAAGAAAAACUUUGAAAAUAAAAGGAACUCUUUUGUGAAGAAAGAGACAGAAUGGACAGUCUCUUCUCAGGCCAUCCCAGCUCCAAAUAAUAAAGCAAGUACAUCUAUGGUGAAGACAUCAAUUUUCAAAGCUGAUGGGGAGACCACUAUUGAGAAUAACAACAGAGUAUAUCAGACUCUGAAAAAAUUCAAUAACAUGUCUGGGGAAGAGGCUUGGGCAGAAGUGAGCCCCAAACGGAAGUCUAUUCAACACUUGGAAGAGGAUAGUAAGAUGGGAACAGAGGAGAGAGAGGAUGCUGUGGGGCAGAAUUACUAUCAGGAAUAUACAGAGGAAAAGAAUUUUGAAGACUCAAAAGCAGCAUAUCUAGAAAGGAAGGGUCUAGCAGAAAGAGCCAGCUACCAGGGACUGUGCUUAGCUGAUAGUGACAGGAAGCCAUCUUCUGUUAAAAAAUCUCUGGAACCGAGUAUUAGCCAAAGGUCAGUGUAUCAAAAUCCCAGUUACCAGGAAAAAGCAAAGAGGACAUCUGUGGUCACCCAGAAUGCAUCACUCUGCAGCCAGGACCAAAGCCAUCUGAGACAGAGGGUGGUCACAGAGAGGCAAGAAAAACCAGUGACACCAGGUCUUGAAGAAGACGAAGCCGCUCUGUUCAUUCAGAGCAGAUACCGGGGUUAUAGGAGAAGGCAGCAGUUAAUGAGGGAUCGGAUGGCAUCUCUCAACGAUCAAAACAGAGUCUCAGCAUUAACAGAGGCAGAGAAGAACUACCAUGGCCUGUAUUGCUAUCCCUCAAAAUAUGAGGCUGUCACACCAAAGAAUGACAGUGACUCAGGUGCAAAUUUAGACCAAGAAGUCUACGAUUUAGCCAUAUUUUCAAAACAGAUAUCAAAGUUAUCUGAAGACUAUUUCAUUCUACAGAAAAAACUGAAUGAAAUGAUUUUGUCACAGCAACUGAAGCCUCUUUAUCUGGGUGUAUAUCCUCAUAUGUCAAUAAAUAGACGAAUUUCUUCUCAGCAGUAUCUCUCAGGUAUCGCUAAAGGAGAAGAGCUAAAAAUAUUGAGACCCCCAAGACGGCCCCGGAUGCCCAAAACAUUAAAUAACCCUGAAGAUUCCUCAUAUUACUAUCUACUACAUAAAUCAGUCCAAGAAGAGAGACGAAGACCAAGGAAAGAUAGUCAAGGGAAACUCUUAGAUUUGGAAGAUUUCUAUUAUAAGAAAUUUUUGCAUGCUGGACCACAGGAAUUUGGCCCUCGUUUCAAAGAACAAAGCCAACAGAGGGAACACCUGGAUCAGUGUUGUAAGGCUGGUGAAAGGUGCUGGGCGGCUGACAGCCCAGAGGAGGAGGCCAGCGGGCCCGCAGCAAACCCCUACGACUACCGGAGGCUCCUCCGCAAAACCUCGCAGCGCCGGCGCCUCGUCCAGCAGCUGUAG
Molecule: messenger RNA, 4800 nt
Organism: Sorex fumeus (smoky shrew)
Lineage: Eukaryota; Metazoa; Chordata; Mammalia; Eulipotyphla; Soricidae
Gene: MYO3A
Product: myosin IIIA
Exons: 33
Coding region: 1-4800 (1599 amino acids)
Biological process (GO): protein phosphorylation
Cellular component (GO): myosin complex
Molecular function (GO): protein kinase activity; protein binding; cytoskeletal motor activity
Source: RefSeq, a predicted model, not a curated record